AUGCCGGUGCGACGAAAGGAAGGAAAGUCGCGGUUUGGGGCCAACAAACCCGGCCAACUGUCGGAUCGAACGCGACAACCCAAGAGCAAGACGGUCGAUGCGGGCAGUUUGCGAUAUUCCGAGCAGACUUCCAACAAUGAGCGGAUCGAGGCCACUCGACUGGGCAACCAAAUCGACGAUGCUCAGGGAUUCGAGAGAUUUGAGGCGGGAAAGAAGCGGACGGGAUGGCUCUGCAACAUGCACAGCACCGCCAUUGAAGACUCCAAGGUGCCGGGAGGGAGGGCCGCCGUGGAUUUCUACUUCAUCAACGACGAGGGCGAGUCGUUCAAGGCCAGCGUGGAAUAUCAGCCCUACUUUCUCAUCGCCGUCAAAAAGGGCAGGGAGCCCGAGGUGGAGGAGUUUGUCAAGCGGGGAUACGAGGGAUUGGUCGUGGCGGUGGAAAAGGUGGAGAAGGAGGACCUCAAAAUGCCCAAUCACUUGUUGGGAUAUCGAAGGACUUUUCUGAAAUUGUCCUUUGCCAAUGUCAACGAUUUGAUGGCGGUACGACGAGCAAUCAUGCCGAUUGCCGAGAAGAACAAGUGCCAGACGAGCGCCAUGGACACAUAUGCCGAAGUCGCCAGUGCAAAUGCUGGAUUCGAUCUGUUCGAGGACGAAUCCGAACAAGACCGACGACGCACGGGACUUGCAGAUGCCAGCGACUUCAUCAUGGAUAUCCGAGAAUACGACGUGCCAUAUCACGUCCGAGUCGCCAUCGACCUGGWUAUCCGGAUAGGAAAGUGGUACACGGUCGAAGCAAAGCACGGCCACAUCAAAAUGACGUGCAUUGAAGAGCGAUUACAACGUGCCGACCCCAUUGUCAUGGCCUACGAUAUUGAAACGACAAAACUUCCCCUCAAGUUCCCCGACGCUGCCAUUGAUCAGGUCAUGAUGAUUUCAUACAUGAUUGACGGCCAAGGUUUCCUCAUCACCAAUCGAGAGAUUGUAUCCGAGGACAUUCAAGACUUCGACUACACCCCAAAGCCGGAAUUCCAAGGCCCGUUUAUGAUCUUUAACGAGCCCAACGAAGAAGCCGUCUUGGAGAGAUUCUUCACUUGCAUCAAGGAAGCACGGCCGACCAUCAUUGUCACAUACAACGGAGAUUUCUUCGAUUGGCCGUUUGUGGAAGCACGUGCCAGUGWGCAUGGCAUGGACAUGUACCAAGAGAUUGGCUUUCGGAAGAACAACGAUGACAUUUAUCAGUCAACUCAUUGCGCACACAUGGACGCCUUCGCCUGGGUGAGCCGUGACUCAUACCUCCCACAAGGAAGUCGUGGUUUGAAGGCGGUGACAGUGGCCAAAUUGGGCUACGAUCCGGAUGAACUCGAUCCGGAAUUGAUGACUCCCUACGCACAAGAACGACCACAAACCCUCGCAGAGUACUCCGUCUCGGAUGCCGUGGCCACAUACUACCUCUACAUGAAAUACGUGCAUCCCUUCAUCUUCUCGCUGUGUACCAUCAUUCCCCUCGGACCGGAUGAUGUGCUGCGAAAAGGAACGGGGACGCUCUGUGAGAUGUUACUCAUGGUCGAGGCCUACAAAAAGGAGAUUGUCCUCCCUAACAAGCACGUCCAGCCACGCGAGGCUUUCUGGGAAGGCCAUCUAUUAGACAGUGAAACAUAUGUCGGAGGACACGUGGAGAGUAUCGAAGCCGGAGUGUUUAGAGCUGACAUACCCACCAACUUUGCCGUGGAUCCGACCGCGAUUGAUGAUCUACUACGAGAUCUGGACGCAGCGCUGAAGUUUUGCAUUGAAGUUGAAGAGAAGAAGUCCCUGGAAGAUGUGGAGAACUAUGAUGAAGUUAAAGCUCAGAUUGUUGACCGGCUGACGCAACUAAAGGAGACUCCAAACAGACUGGAGAAGCCACUGAUAUACCAUUUGGAUGUCGCAUCCAUGUAUCCCAACAUCAUGACGACAAAUCGACUGCAACCUGACAGUAUGAUUGACGAAUCUGUCUGUGCUGCUUGCGAUUUCAACCGACCUGGAAAGACUUGCGACCGGAGAAUGCCGUGGUCCUGGCGAGGGGAAUUCCUCCCGGCGAAGAGAGAUGAAUACAACAUGAUCCGGCACGCCCUCGAGAAUGAGAAAUUCCCUCCAAAGUUCCCCAACGGUCUCGCCCGAGCUUUCCAUGACCUCAGCUUGGAUGAGCAGACUGGCAUGGUGCGGAAACGCUUGACGGACUACAGCAAGAAGAUCUACCACAAGAUUCACGAGACCAAGACAAUUGAGCGAGAGGCAAUCAUCUGCCAACGCGAGAAUCCCUUUUACGUCGACACUGUCAAGGACUUCCGAGACCGUCGUYACGACUUCAAGGGAAAGCAAAAGGUGUGGAAAGGCAAGACCUCCGAGUUGGAAAAGGCCAAUGCCGCCGCAAGUGAGGUUGAAGAAGCGAAGAAGAUGAUUGUCCUGUUUGAUUCUCUCCAACUUGCCCACAAGGUCAUUCUGAACUCCUUCUACGGAUACGUCAUGAGAAAGGGAUCUCGCUGGUAUUCCAUGGAGAUGGCUGGUGUGACUUGCCUGACAGGAGCUCACAUCAUCCAACUGGCUCGACAGCUAGUCGAGCGGAUUGGUAGACCCUUGGAAUUGGACACUGACGGAAUCUGGUGCAUCCUCCCUGCCACAUUCCCCGAAAACUUUGGCUUCAAGCUGAAGAACGGCAAGAAGAUGACCAUCUCAUACCCGUGUGUCAUGUUGAAUCAUCUUGUUCAUGGAAAGUUCACCAAUCAUCAAUAUCAGGAGCUUGUCGAUCCGCAGACCUUCAAGUAUGAGACUCAYAGCGACAACACCAUCUUUUUCGAAGUCGAUGGCCCGUACAAAGCCAUGAUCUUGCCAACAUCAAAGGAAGAGGACAAGAACUUGAAGAAGCGGUAUGCUGUCUUCAACGACGAUGGUACCCUGGCAGAAUUGAAGGGGUUCGAAGUCAAGCGGAGAGGAGAGCUAAAAUUGAUCAAGAUCUUUCAGCAGCAAAUCUUCAAGUUCUUCUUGGAGGGGACAACUCUUGCGGAGACAUAUGGCGCUGUCGCAAAGGUUGCGAACAAGUGGCUGGACGUGUUGCACUCGCAUGGAAGUACACUCGCAGAUGAAGAGCUGAUUGAUCUCAUUUGCGAGAACAAAAGCAUGGCCAAGACGCUUGAAGAGUACGGCGCCCAAAAGUCCACAGCCAUCACCACGGCGAAGCGGCUUGCCGAGUUCUUGGGCGAGCAGAUGGUCAAAGAUAAAGGACUGAACUGCAAGUACAUUAUCUCGUCGCGGCCCAAGAAUGCUCCCGUCACAGAACGUGCAAUCCCAGUCGCUAUCUUCUCGGCAGAGGAGACUGUCAAGCGAUACUACCUUCGGAAGUGGAUGAAGGAAGAUCCAGGAACGAUGGACCCAAGAGAUAUCAUCGAUUGGGACUACUACCUCGAGCGGUUGGGUUCGGUCAUUCAAAAGCUCAUCACCAUCCCUGCUGCGCUGCAAAAGGUCCGAAACCCUGUCCCUAGAGUCGCUCACCCAGAUUGGCUCAAUCGAAGGAUCCGUAUCAAAGAAGACGUCUUCAAGCAGAAGAAAAUGACGGAUAUGUUUGGGAAGCAGCCACUCGCAGAACUCGAUGCCAACAGCAUGGCGCUUCGAGCCGGUGGCGACAUGGAAGACUUUGGCUCCUCUGCGGUGUCCAAGCUGAAGACGUCGACUGCUGUGAGAGCUAUUGGAUCGCAGAAGCGGAAGACUAUCGAUGAGGCUCCCGUCGCGCCCAUCAAUCCGUACGUUACCCUUCCUCCUGUGAUGCCUUCCAUCACGGAAGACUACCCCGGGUGGCUGAAAUACCAGAAGAAGAAGUGGAAGAUCCAGAAAGCUGCUCGCCAACGUAGACGUCAGCUGUUUGGUGAGAAGCGGGCCGAUGCAACGGAUGCUAUUGGUACUUUCUUCCGGAAUCAAGCUGAGAUGCUGUACACCACCGAUUGGCAGAUAUUGCAACUUCGAGAGACCGAGUCGCCGGGUGAAGUCAAGGCGUUUGUGCUUAUUGAUAAGAAAGUCCAUCAGCUGAAGGUCAUUGUCCCGAGACAAGUCUUCCUCAACCUGAAAGAGGAUGAUCUUCCGGACGUCACUGUCGAUGGAGUGACGGCAGAGAAAAUCACGAACCACACUCUUCCCAAUGGCCACCCUUCAACACAUCUGUUCAAGCUUACCAUGAGCGAACAGGUCUACGUCAAAGAGACGGAAAAGCUUUCCAUGCUUUUCAAUCAUGCGUCAGUGGAAGGCGUGUAUGAGAGACAACUUCCUCUCAACAUCCGCGCCUUGCUGGAACUUGGCUGUGUCUGCACUUUUGACGAAAAGCAGCGCGGCGUGUUGGGUAAAGGCCUUGAGCAGGGUUUCGAUCUCGACAAACUUCGCACUGUCCCUCCCAAGCGACCAUACAUGAGCGGCGCCAUGUUCUCCUACCUCGCAAUCUACCACAUCUCUGCUGGUGAACGAGAAAUUUACGCAGUCUUCUCAUCUACCCGGCCAGAAGCUACGAUUGUGGUCUUGAACCGUGCUCGUAGCGAGCAAGGCAUGCCCAAUGUCGACCGCAUCUACGAGGAACUUUUAGCGAGGAAGUUGGAAGCGAAUGCAGGCGAGCCGGGGCAGAAUAUGCUUGCAUAUCCAGACGCCAUGCAUUUCAAGACUGUGCAAGUGACGACCCAUCGCCGCGCUCUCCAAGAACUCGGAGACGCAGUGAAAAAGGUCCAACGAGCAGAGACCCUCCCCAUCAUGCUCGUCCUCCAAUCCCACAGUGCACAAAUGCUCCUUCACGACCUGCCAGCCCUUCAAACUCUCCCCUCCCUCAACCUCCGCCCAGACGAGACGGACAAACAACUUCCUCCUCUCGGCUGGCAAUCUUUCGUCGCGAAACGAUUGGUAGGCCACUACCUCGACCUCGGAGGUUGGAUUACACAUCUCCUCGAAUUUGCAAGAUACGGCAACAUCCCCCUUUGCAACCUCGAAUACGACGACCCUCGCUUCCUAAUCGAUGUCUCCUACGCUCGCCGCCUCCAAUCCGAACGCGUUGUCCUCUGGUGGAGUCGAGACGCCCGACCCGACCACGCCGGCCACGAGAAGGACGACGUGAUGGGGGGCAUGGAAACCGUCUCGAUGCCUGCCGUCAACGUCCCAGGAACAUACAGCUCUGUUUGUAUUGAUCUUCAGAUCAAAAAUCUGGCCAUCAAUACCAUUCUCGCUUCUGCAGUUCUCAACGAAGCGGAGGGUUCUGAUCCCAUGGGCAUCUCCGGCGCUGGAGCGAAAGAAGAUGCUCUUGAUGAGACUGGGGAGAACCUUCAAAGUGAGAAUUCUUUUGCCGCCGCGGGAAUCGGAGCUCUCAGAGCCAUGGUCWAGAAUUGGUGGCAGGAGGCCUGCAAUAAUAGCAGUGGAAGCGGGAUGGCGGAUGUUCUGGUUCAGCAUCUCGUCCGUUGGGUCGAGAGCCCAGGAAGUCAUCUCUACGACCGGAACCUACAUUUCUACGUCCAAGUCAUGCAACGCAAAGCCUUUCAGCAAUUGAUGUCGGAAUUUCGACGCGUGGGCUCGCAUGUCGUGUUCGCCAACUCGGGACGAUUGUUGUUGCAGACCAGCAAAGCCGAAGUUGGUAACGCUUUUGCAUACAGCGCCUACAUCCUCAAAACCAUGCGCGGCAAACCGGCAUUCCAUUUCCUCGACCUGGAGAUUCGAGAAUACUGGGAUUAUCUCGCUUGGUAUGAUGAAUUCAACUACGGAGGCAAAGGCUGCGUGGAAGUCGUCGAAGCGGGAAAUCAAGAGUUGGAAACCAUCAUGCAUUGGCAAAUGGCCAGUUUCCUUCCAGAGAUCCUCCAGCCGGUUUUCGGGCAGUGGGUUGUGGAGUAUAUCGAAUUGAUGCAUGAGAGGAAACGCCUCGGUCCAGGACAGAAUUCAGCGAGAGCCACACAACUACCCAUCCACGCGAGUAUUUUCAACUCGGAAACCGAAGAUCAAACCACACCAGGGAACGUCCUGGCCAAGAAUUUCAGCAAACCGCUGAUGAAGCAAAUCAUGCAACUCAUCAAACGCCAACGCACGGAAUCCCUCCACGAAGAACUCGUAGCGGAUUGGAAAUUCCCCACCCUACCAGGAAGCCAUCUCAAUCCCCAGAAUCCCGUCCUGGAACUCGUCAAAAGUCYCAUGCAAGUCCUCUCUCUCGACAAAACCAUCACAUUGGAAGCGAGAUUACUCCGCAAAGAUCUCCUCCAUCUCUUUGAAAUCCGAGAAUUCUCCCCGGCGGGAGCUUUCUCCAACCCUUCAACCAGCUGCGUCAUCCCCGGAUUAAGCUGUGCGGAAUGCUGUGUCGCGCAAUCCAUCGAUCUCUGUCGUGACAGCGACCUUUCCGGCCCGGAUGGCUCUCUGGCUCCGACUUGUGAUAAUUGCAACGCGGGGUUCGAUCGGCUGGUGAUUGAAGAGGGUUUGAUCCGCGAGGUUCUGCGAUGUCGGGUCGAGUGGAUGACGCAGGAUGUGCGGUGUGGGAAGUGUAGACGGGUGCGCACGAAUGAGUUUAUGGAAUUUUGUGGGUGUGCUGGGGCUUGGGUCGAGAGUGUUGGGAAGGGGGAGGUGGAGAGACGGGUGGGAGUUUGGAGGAGUGUGGCGCAGUUUUGGGGGUUGAGGAUGUUGGAGGGGGUUUUGUCACAAUUGUGA
This is a messenger RNA of Ramularia collo-cygni, 6684 nucleotides long. Its product is annotated as probable DNA polymerase epsilon catalytic subunit A. Gene Ontology annotation, biological process: DNA replication; DNA replication proofreading; mitotic cell cycle. Gene Ontology annotation, molecular function: DNA-directed DNA polymerase activity; nucleotide binding; DNA binding. Lineage: Eukaryota; Fungi; Ascomycota; Dothideomycetes; Mycosphaerellales; Mycosphaerellaceae. The coding region runs from base 1 to 6684 and encodes 2227 amino acids. Gene Ontology annotation, cellular component: epsilon DNA polymerase complex; nucleus. The transcript has a single exon. The record is from RefSeq and is a predicted model, not a curated record.